ACAAGCGACUAAUAAAAAGUGACUUUUGAUCAUUAGCAUUUUCUUUAGUGUAAUUUAAGAAAAAUACAAAUUUGUUUUCAAACAUUCACCUCAAUAUCGUGAGUCAUAUCCGUAUACAAUUUUCCAAAAGAAAUGGCAGGAGUUCAUCGUGAAGCUGUACAAAAACAAAUUCAUCAAGAUUGGGCGAAUAGAGAGUACAUCGAAGUGAUUACCGCCAGCAUAAAACGGAUCACAGAUUUCCUCAAUUCUUUCGACAUGUCAUGCAGAUCAAAGCUUGCGGUUCUCAACGAAAAGUUAACAACACUAGAAAGACGAAUUGAGUAUUUGGAAGCGUGCGUCACAAAGGGCGAGACAUUAACAUGAACAAUAACAAUAUUAGCCGCAUGGAGAUAUAGAAUUAUUUUAAGCUACAAAUUCAAUGUUCAUUUUCCACAAUUAUUUCUACAAUUUAUUAUAUAAACGAACUGUGGCCAACCCACUAUAAGUAUUCAUAAACGAUCAAAACUGUU
This is a messenger RNA of Bradysia coprophila, 509 nucleotides long. RefSeq names its product hematopoietic stem/progenitor cell protein 300 (gene HSPC300). Gene Ontology annotation, cellular component: SCAR complex. The record is from RefSeq and is a predicted model, not a curated record. Gene Ontology annotation, biological process: actin filament organization; cell motility; regulation of actin polymerization or depolymerization. Gene Ontology annotation, molecular function: protein-containing complex binding. Lineage: Eukaryota; Metazoa; Arthropoda; Insecta; Diptera; Sciaridae.